UCACUUACGUACGUGUACUCAACGGUAUCGACGGUUAAAACGUAUAUCGUAUACGAUACAUUAAAGUGUAUAAUAUUCAUUGCCAACAAAGUAAAAUAUAUUUAAAAAAAAUGUUCCAAGAUAACGAUAUAAAAUCCAAAACGGAUAAAAAUAAAUUCGAAGCGUCAAUAAGUGAAUUAAAAAAGAAAUCAUUCGUGACUCCCGCUGAUAUGGUAAAAUAUGAUGAUGGUGACGUCACAGAGGAGUAUCAGAGAGCAUACAGACGUUCAUUGGCCGAUCCUGAUGGAUUCUGGGCUGAAGUGGGUAUGGAGUUGGAGUGGACGCGGCCGUGGGACCGAGUACUUGACAACAGCAACCCACCUUUCACAAAAUGGUGGGUAGGUGGAGAGAUGUCUGUAUGUUACAAUGCUGUGGAUCGUCACGUGGCUGGGGGCCGAGGUGAUCAGAUAGCGUUAGUCUACGAUUCACCAUUGACCGAUACCGUAAAGAGAAUCACAUAUUCGGAAGUACAAGAUCAGGUUUCAAGGUUAGCUGGCAAGCUGUCUUCACUAGGCGUGACACGGGGUUCUCGUGUUGUCAUUUACAUGCCACUUAUACCAGAAGCAGUUAUAUCCAUGCUGGCAACUAACCGAAUUGGAGCUAUUCACUCGGUUGUUUUUGGAGGUUUUGCUGCACGAGAGCUCAGAACUAGGAUUGAACAUGCGGAACCAACAGUUAUCAUAGCAGCCAGCUGUGGAGUGGAACCAACUAAAAUAGUCAGGUAUAAAGAUAUACUGGAUGAAGCUCUCUGCCAGAGUUCACACCAGCCAAAUAAAUGCAUAAUCUAUCAACGAAGACGCGUGCUUGAAUGUUCCUUAGAAAAAGAUAGAGAUAUUUGUUGGGAUGAAGCGCUGAAAGCUGAGCCUGUACCUUGUGUGUCGACGGAAGCUAAUGAGGCUUUAUAUAUUUUAUAUACCUCUGGUACAACUGAUGACCCGAAGGGCAUACAACGUCCUUGUGGUCACGCGGCGACACUAUGCUGGUCAAUGAACACUGUGUACGGUUUGAAGCGGGGAGUCUGGUGGGCUGCCUCGGAUCUGGGUUGGGUCGUUGGACAUUCUUACAUAUGUUACGGUCCGCUUUUGGCUGGCUUGACUACUGUUUUGUAUGAAGGGAAGCCGGAUAGAACUCCUGACCCUGGACAGUACUUCAGGAUAAUAGAGCAACAUCGAGUAAAUGCUCUCUUUACGAUACCAACUGCAUUUCGCGUUUUGAAAAGGACAGAUCCAGCGGGAAAGUAUGCUAGAAGAUAUUGCAGCAAAUCUUUGAAGACUAUAGUCGUUGCUGGGGAACACUGUGAUCAAGAUACCAGGCACUGGGCUGAAAAUAUUUUCGGAGUUCCACUACUAAAUCACUGGUGGCAGACGGAAACAGGAUCACCAAUCACAGCCGCCUGUAUUGGUUACGGCGUUAAAGGCGUGAGACCUCAUUCAGCGGGUUAUCCAGUUCCGGGAUACGAUCUUCGAGCGUUACGAGAUGACGGAUCUGAAUGUGAAUCUGGAGAAGUCGGGCGUCUAGUUGCAAAAGUUCCCUUACCACCGGGAUUUGCUUCAACACUAUGGAAAUCUGAUGAACGUUUUAAAAAAGUGUAUUUCGACAAUUAUCCGGGGUUCUACGAUACACAAGAUAUGGGAUGGAUAAGUGCAGAAGGCGCAGUAUGGGUUGUGUCACGAGCUGAUGAUGUCAUCAACGUGGCUGGACAUAGGCUUUCCACUGCUGCGAUAGAAGAUGUUGUAUUGAAGCAUGCAAGGGUUGCUGAUGCUAUAGUAGUUGGAGCUCCAGAUCCUACUAAAGGAGACGUACCUUUAUGUCUGUAUGUCCUGAGGCCCCCCCUGGAUGAUGAAGAGAUAGUACAAGAAAGCACAGUCACACAGGAACUAAUCGCUUUGGUCCGACACUUGAUCGGUCCGAUUGCUGCGUUCCGGAAAGCAGUCGCAGUGCCUGCAUUACCUCGUACUCGCUCCGGUAAAGCUUUACGUGGUGCCAUCUCCAAGUUAGCAAGGUCACAGUUAGUCAAACUACCCGCGACUAUAGAGGACGCCAGUGUCUUCGGAGAAAUAAAGGUUGCCUUACAAAAGUUUGGCUAUGCUAUUGAUGCUCCAGAUCCAACGCUGUAAUGAUUGUUAAAUAACUUAUGAAGCUUGUUAAUAUUCGCGUACAUUUUUUAAUUUAAAUAAAAAUUAUAAAAUUUUAUUAAGAAUUUAUUAGAUGAAUAUAAUUAUUAGAUAUCGUAUUAUAUAUUAUACAUACAUAUUGCUUGAGAGUAAUUUUUCACUAAUAGAGGCUUAGAGAACUAUUUUAUGAUACAUUCACCUAUUUCUGUGAAAAAAACUAUACUUUGACAUAAAAAUAAAUUGUGAAAAAAAAUGUAAAGGUUUUGAAUAAGAGAAUUUUCCCAACACUGGUUAAUUUUACAAUCAGUAAGAAAAAAAAUGAAAUCUUGGUUUUCAUUUAUUUACCGAUUUUUCUUAUAACAGUAAUAACAAUAUGGAUACAAAAAGCUCACUAUAUAGGUAUAUGUGUACUAUUUAUUUAAGACCCCUUUAUUUAUUUUAUUAUUAUUUGCUAAGAGUUUUAAUUUAAUAAGAAUGAAUUUUAUAGUUUGACUUACAGUGCUUGUAUAUCUUAAUGUGUUUCUUUUGUAAUUGUAAAGGUGGUAUCUCUUUUGUAUAAAUUACGAGUUAAGAAGUAAAUUAUUUUAAUAGUUAGCCAGAAAAUUUAAAUAAUAUACCGUUGAGUUAUACAAAC
This is a messenger RNA of Nymphalis io (European peacock), 2787 nucleotides long. RefSeq names its product acyl-CoA synthetase short-chain family member 3, mitochondrial. Bases 111 to 2156 code for a protein of 681 amino acids. The transcript has 12 exons. Lineage: Eukaryota; Metazoa; Arthropoda; Insecta; Lepidoptera; Nymphalidae. The record is from RefSeq and is a predicted model, not a curated record.